This is a messenger RNA of Zychaea mexicana, 1362 nucleotides long. Its product is annotated as major facilitator superfamily. The record is from RefSeq and is a predicted model, not a curated record. The coding region runs from base 1 to 1362 and encodes 453 amino acids. Gene Ontology annotation, cellular component: fungal-type vacuole membrane. NCBI's taxonomy places the organism in Eukaryota, Fungi, Mucoromycota, Mucoromycetes, Mucorales, Lichtheimiaceae. The transcript has 6 exons. Gene Ontology annotation, molecular function: basic amino acid transmembrane transporter activity. Gene Ontology annotation, biological process: transmembrane transport; basic amino acid transport.
AUGUAUAGUCUAUCUAUUGGUUCAGCACUUCCGAGCAUCGAUGUUUCUAUAGUCCUUGCAAUCAUGACGGACAUGGGCAGUGAAUUUCAAAGAGCGAAUCUUUCCACAUGGAUCUAUAGUGCAUAUACUCUAUGCGCACUAAUCAUGAUUCCAGCAGUCGGAGGGCUGUCCAAUGCAUUUAACCGUAAACCCAUCCUAGUUAUAAACACAUGUGUGUUUCUGAUGGGCAGUAUCCUGUGUGGAUUCUCACAAAGUUUUCCUCAAGUCAUUGUUGCAAGAGCAGUCUCUGGUCUUGGAGCCGGACCCACCAGCCUCAUGUCCAACAUGAUCAUCCACGAUGUUGUGCCCAAGGAGCAGCGAACGUCCUACCAGUCUUACAUAAGCACUGUACAAACGCUUGCUUUUUCCAUUGGAUCGCCACUGGGUGGUUUUAUUUCGGACACGAUCGGCUGGAGAUACUGUUUCCGGAUCAACAUACCGCCACUCGUCCUUAUUCUGUAUUUUUAUUUCUUCCAUUUGGAGAACUACAAGGCACCCAAUCAGCAGCAAGAACAGAAGAAUGGAGACUUGACCCUCCGAGAAAAACUCGCAAGGGUCGAUUUUGGUGGCAUUUUCUUGAUUACCGCGGCGAGCUUUUUGUUUACAUCUGCGUUCCUGCUUGGUGGAAACAUCCUGGCUUGGACCCAUCCGUUCAUCGUGACUGCACUGGUCGUUGCUCCUGCGAUCUAUGGCUUGUUUGUCAUACAUCAGCACCGGUGGGCGAAGCACCCCAUGCUACCACGUACCGUGUCCACGAAUCGAAACUUUGUCAAUGCGUGUCUGUGCGUUGGGUUUUCAGCUGCAAGUGAAGCAUCUGCAGUCACAAUCAUUCCUCUGUUUCUCAUGGUUGGGUUGCAUUUUACCACUGCAAAAUCCGGUGUUUGGCUCAUGAUCGAAGCUUUUUCUGUCCCUGUCGGGUGCUUUAUAGCAGGACGCUACAUCCGAUCCUCGGGUCGCUUCUCUUGGCUAUUGCUGUUUAACCGUGUACUGUGUGCUGCAUCGUUUGUGAUUCUGUAUUUCUGGAUUGGCAGUGAUGUUUCAAUGGCUGCAGGAACGGUGGGCAUUGUUCUUCAAGGCAUGAUGUUUGGUUUUACCGUCGUUAUUUUGGUCAUUGUUGCUUCCAACACGGUAUCUCAAGAGCUCGUACCCUCUGCACUCUCCAUAUACAUGCUAUCGCGAAGUGUAUCGUUUCUGAUGGGUACUUCAAUUACGUCAGCAAUCAUUCAAAGUGUGUUGAAAAUCUUGUUGACGGAAAAAGUGAAUGGACCCGAUGCUGAUCAGGUAACUUGUUAUCUUUUUUUUUUCCUUUUGGCGACAAAGUAG